Quercus lobata is the source of this 2592-nucleotide messenger RNA. RefSeq names its product peptide-N4-(N-acetyl-beta-glucosaminyl)asparagine amidase A-like. The transcript has a single exon. The record is from RefSeq and is a predicted model, not a curated record. NCBI's taxonomy places the organism in Eukaryota, Viridiplantae, Streptophyta, Magnoliopsida, Fagales, Fagaceae. Bases 493 to 2271 code for a protein of 592 amino acids.
UAAUACUAGUGUCUAUGUGUCUGUGUAUAUAUAGAACAAACUCUUCUAAAAAACUUAUGUGACAAAAUAUUACGAGCUUAAAGAUAGAUGACAAUGAAUGUACCUUGUAAGACUUGCCUUGUUCACCAUGUGUCUUGUUUUAGCAAAAGAGAUUUGUCUUGUAAUCUUUAUUUCUAGGUACUUCAUUUUCCCCUAAGACUAGGACUUGACAGCUGUCCAUACCGAGGUUAACAAAACAAAACGACCAAUUUGGUAAAGCCACCCAAGCCUUCCCAUAUUGUUGGCAUUUUGCACUCUAUUUUCACUUUUCAAUUCAAAAUUCUCGUUAUCUUUUUCUGUCUAAUAUUUCUUCUUUCCUGAUCAAUUAUUUCUCAAGAAACUCCAAAACUAACUUUUUUUAUACUCAAAGAAAGUAAAAAGUUUCCAUCAAGAAGAAAGAGUUAAGAAAGAAAAGAAAACCCAACAGUUUCAAUCCAAUUCCAACCACCACUCAUGGCCUCCUCUAUGCUCUACCCUCUCCUUCUCCUCCUCUUCCUUCACAAUCCCCUCUUCUCCACAGCCAAUAUCUUCCACAAAAAAAGCCCCUUUAGACAUCAGCUAGAUCUCUCUGAGUCCCAAAAAAAACCUCUCAAUGACACCCCACCAACUCUCUUCUUUGAAGUAACAAAACCCAUCAAACUCCCCAAGACAAAGCCUUGCUCUUAUCACAUACUUCAACAUGACUUUGGCUACACUUAUGGCAGCCCUCCAGUUCUUGCAAACUACACACCUCCCUCACAUUGCCCAUCUCAAAAGUUUUCCAAGAUUGUUUUCCAAUGGUAUGCAACUUGUAAAGGCAGGCAAUUUGACCGGAUUUUUGGGGUUUGGCUUGGUGGGGUUGAGCUAUUUCGUAGCUGCACAGCUGAGCCAAGGGCUACUGGCAUUGUUUGGAGUGUCGAGAAGGACAUUACAAGGUAUUAUUCAUUGCUCAUGAAGAAUCAAACACUUGCUGUUUAUCUUGGUAACCUUAUUACUAGUACUUAUACUGGUGUGUAUCAUGUGAAUAUAACCAUUCAGUUUUAUCCUGCUAAAGAAAAUGACGUGUCCAAUUUGGGUGCUUUGGUGUCUACACAUCAUUCCCCGGCUGAUUUGAUCAUGCCCAUUUCGCGGAACUUGCCAUUGAAUGAUGGUUUGUGGUUUAAAAUUGAGAAUUCCACUGAUAUUGCAUUGAGUGAAUUCAAGAUACCACAAAAUGCUUAUAGAGCCGUGUUAGAGGUGUAUGUUUCUUUUCAUGAAAAUGAUGAAUUUUGGUAUUCGAAUUUGUAUAAUGAGUACAUUGAGGCAAAUAAUCUUACGGGUGCAGCCGGAAAUGGACCUUUUAGGGAGGUUUUGGUUAGUCUUGAUGGUGAGGAGGUUGGUGCGGUUUGGCCAUUUACUGUCAUUUACACUGGAGGGAUUAAUCCCCUCUUAUGGAGGCCCAUUACUGCUAUCGGAUCUUAUGAUCUCCCUUCUUAUAAUAUUGAGAUCACUCAAUUUUUAGGGAAGAUACUUGAUGGAAAGAGCCAUAAGUUUGGUUUUAGUGUGACGAAUGCCUUGAAUGUUUGGUACAUUGAUGCAAAUUUGCAUCUUUGGUUGGACAGCAAGAGCACAAAAAUCCAAGGGAAGCUUGUGGAGCACUUUAGCUCGCGUCUUGCUGUUUCAUUGGUAUCUGAUUUUAAGGGCUUAAAUGGAACGUUUUUUAAUACUGUAAGCAGGUCCAUAUCCUCAACUGGAUGGGUGAAGUCCUCCCAUGGGAUUAUCACAACAAAUUCGAUUCAAAACUUUAGAUACGAAAAUUCAAUGCUGAUGGGAAGAAAUGGGGAUUUGCAGAUUGUGAAUCAAAUCAUCCAUUUCAAUGACACUGUUCACGCAAGGCCAUCAUCUUCUGUUUUCUCAACAGAAUCCCACAAAACAUUCGACCUUUAUUUAUACUAUAACGAAUUGGAUUAUGGAAAUGGAACUUCCGUAAGUAGUGAAAAUUUCACUUUGGGAUUUUUUGAGAAUAGGUCUAAGGAUGUUGGUUUUGGAUUCUCAAAGGGCUCUCUCAGUAAUGUGCAGAAUGGACAGGGUUAUUUGGUUGCAAGCAACAACUCGUUGGUCAGUGGAUUGGGCAGUACACAACAAGUAUACAAAUAUGACGGCAGCGAUUUUUAUUACUUUAGAAAUGUAAGCAGCUUGAAUUAUACCAUCCUUUUCGAUGAUGUGGGAAACACAUGCCAUAAAGGAAGAAAGUCUCAUUCUGCAUUGGGUUAAGCAGAAUGCAUCGUUAUCCCAGCUCGAAAUGCUUUUCUAGCACCCAGUUUACUUCAUAACAGUGAAAAGUUUAAAUUGUUCAUUUUAUUUAUCCAAUAGAUGGUGAAGACUCUCUUCAUUUAUCCAUCUUCAAUUAAUCAGAAAUGUUUUAGGUGGAAAUUUGCAUAUCCAGUGUCCCUCAUUAUAUUGGGAGGUGAUGAUGAAAGUGCUGAUCUUUUUGUGUUUUGUAAAAAAGACUUUCAAAAUGAAAUUCUUCGUUAAUCCAUCUUGAAAUAAUCAGGUUUGCAUAACAUGUAAAAUGAAAAUCCUUGAUUCAGAUGA